AUUCACCGCUCAUAAUUAUAUUGAGACAAUAGAGGCUAAAGUAAUUAAUGAAUAAAUAAUUUAUUAAGUCAUUAUUUAAUUAAUUAACACAUUUUGAGUAAGCUUGUCAGCCACAGAGAAAAUGCCACCACCAGGGAACAAACGAUUAACAAGAGAGCUGGAAAAGCUUAUGAAAAAUCCUCCAGAAGGAAUAGCAUGUUAUCAGAAGGAUGAUAAAAUAAAUCAUUUGAUUGUAACUAUUUUGGGUCCAAAUGGUAGUCCCUAUGAAAACGGAGUUUUUAAACUAGAAGUUGAAGUUGAUGAUACUUAUCCAUAUGAGCCACCGAGGAUGAAGUUUGUUACACCUGUUUACCAUCCAAAUGUUGAUACAGGUGGUAGAAUUUGUAUGGACUUGUUAAAAAUGCCGCCUAAUGGUGGAUGGAAGCCUACAUUCACAUUAGAAAAUCUAUUUGUUGCUGUACAAUCAUUACUGGGCAAUCCAAAUCCGGAUGAUCCAUUGAUGCCAAAUAUCGCAAAUGAAUAUCGUUUUGAUAAAAGUGAAUUUGAGAGAAAAGCUCGUGAACAUGUACAAAAACAUGCAAGGAUUUAAUUAUUACUUUUUUUUAUGUUUUAUAUUUACUAAAUGAAUCAUUUUCUAAAAUUUUUACAAAAUUAUAUACGGCUUUAACUUAAAUUAAAUACUCAUAA
Molecule: messenger RNA, 687 nt
Organism: Cotesia glomerata
Lineage: Eukaryota; Metazoa; Arthropoda; Insecta; Hymenoptera; Braconidae
Product: ubiquitin-conjugating enzyme E2 T-like
Exons: 2
Coding region: 122-589 (155 amino acids)
Source: RefSeq, a predicted model, not a curated record